UCUCAAAGUACAAUGUUCUGGGCCCUGGAAAAUGCGGCGCUUAUUUAUUGCUGCAGUUAUGGUAUUACGAGGAGUAUGGAUGCUGCAUGAAGAGCAGCCUUAUCGGGACGGAGCAUGUUUGGGAGAUGGUUUUUGAUGGGAGCGGGGCUGUAGCUAUAAUUGAGCCAGAUGGGUUCAGAAGAACUCGGGGUCCCCAGCUCCAUUCCUCCCUGUUUUUUUCAUUCUCUUUCUUCCUCCGAGGGACCACCGGGGAAAGGGCAGGGCGAACAUAGCCCCCUCGCCCCUACCAACGCCUCUGGAUGGGAGGCAUUGCACAGUCACCCUAUGAGUUGUGUUUGACUGAGUCUGUGCCAUAUCUCAAUAAUCUUCCAUCUCCCCUGGCAUUCUGUCGAGACUGGAUAUGCCCAAACAAACCAUGCAUAAUUCGAAAUGCCUUCAACCAUUGGCCAGCAUUGACGAAGUGGACAUUGACUUACUUGAGGGAAAUAGUGAACUCCAAGGUGGUGAGUGUGGCAGUAACUCCAAAUGGUUAUGCUGAUGCUGUUUAUCAAGGCUGUUUUGUCAUGCCAGAGGAACGACGUAUGCCUUUCAGUUCUUUCUUGGACAUUGUGGAGAAAAAAGUAACUUCUCCAGGGGUGUUCUACGUGCAGAAACAGUGUUCAAACCUGACUGAGGAAUUUCCUGAACUUGUGGGUGAUGUGGAACCUGAAAUUCCUUGGAUGAGCGAGGCACUUGGAAAGAAGCCCGAUGCUGUGAACUUCUGGCUGGGAGAAUCUGCUGCGAUAACAUCUUUACAUAAAGACCAUUAUGAAAACUUGUACUGUGUGAUUUCUGGAGAGAAGCAUUUUUUGCUGCAUCCACCAAGUGACCGCCCCUUCAUCCCAUAUGAGCUGUACCCACCAGCAACCUACCACAUAUCAGAAGAUGGGUCAUUUGAGGUUGUGGAUGAAAAAGCUGCAGAAAAGGUGCCCUGGAUUCCAUUGAAUCCUUUAAAUCCAGACCUGGAACGAUACCCAGAAUAUGCCCUGGCAAAGCCUUUUAAGUGCACUGUGAAAGCUGGCGAGAUGUUGUAUCUUCCUUCUCUCUGGUUCCAUCAUGUUCAGCAGUCCCAUGGUUGCAUAGCAGUGAAUUAUUGGUAUGAUAUGGAAUAUGAUCUGAAGUACUCCUACUAUCAGUUGCUGGAUUCCCUCACAAAAGCUAUGACACUGAAGUAGCACAGUCUAAGGAUCUACCCAGUUUGGCCAAACAAUGUGGAUCUGUGGUUGGAAUAUAUGUGCUAUUAAUACAAACUGAAUACAAAUAACUUAAUAAUUCAAGUGAACCAAAUGUAAAUAAGUUCAUAAUGGUCUAUUGGAUAAAGACCAAUAUUUUGAUUCCA
This is a messenger RNA of Hemicordylus capensis (graceful crag lizard), 1378 nucleotides long. RefSeq names its product jumonji domain containing 7 (gene JMJD7). The coding region runs from base 300 to 1214 and encodes 304 amino acids. The record is from RefSeq and is a predicted model, not a curated record. NCBI's taxonomy places the organism in Eukaryota, Metazoa, Chordata, Lepidosauria, Squamata, Cordylidae. The transcript has 8 exons. Gene Ontology annotation, molecular function: 2-oxoglutarate-dependent dioxygenase activity.